Messenger RNA from Coccidioides posadasii C735 delta SOWgp, 2779 nucleotides. RefSeq lists its product as uncharacterized. Gene Ontology annotation, molecular function: 1-phosphatidylinositol binding; SNARE binding; clathrin heavy chain binding. Gene Ontology annotation, cellular component: clathrin-coated vesicle; clathrin-coated pit. Gene Ontology annotation, biological process: clathrin coat assembly; vesicle budding from membrane; clathrin-dependent endocytosis. NCBI's taxonomy places the organism in Eukaryota, Fungi, Ascomycota, Eurotiomycetes, Onygenales, Onygenaceae. The record is from RefSeq and is a predicted model, not a curated record.
UGGUCUGAGGAUUGAGAUGUGGACGAUUACCCCCGACAUUAAAUUUAGCUCAGCUAAAGUUUUGAACACCCAGUCCCUGAGAUGAACUGAACCUCAAAGUCAUCCAAGCUCCCUAUUUCGCAACCCGUUUACUCUCCUCAAUCGCGGGGGCCUACAGCACAACCUGCCGCAGUUUCGCUUUGCGUGCCUUAUUAAUAUCAAUUUUUUGGAAUUUGAUGCCGAACCAGGUAAAUAACUACGUUUCCCCAAACUGAGACCAUUGUUACGUUGCGGGUUCUGGGGUCCAUCAUGAUCGCACCGACACCGCAAACCGCCUAGAACGAACGGACAAAGACGAAGUCAGGGUCAAUAAGGCUCUAGCAUUAUUUUCCAAUACAUUACUAUUUUCCCUCUCCACUUCCUCCUUUGCAUGCGUCCCCGACACACGUUCCCGCGCCACCAUGCCGAGCAGCAACUUCGAAAAGUCUGUCAAGGGCGCUACGAAACCGAAACUUGCUGCCCCCAAAUCGAAGUAUAUUGAGCAUAUCCUCACUGCCACGUACAGCGAUGCUGGAGUGGCGGAAAUCCUUCGAUCGCUAUCGCUCCGCCUGCGGGACUCAGCAUGGACGAUUGUAUUCAAAGCCCUUAUCGUGAUACACAUGAUGAUACGGGAAGGAUCGCCCGGAGCAGCCUUGAAAUAUCUUUCGCAGCAUCCGCAAAAAAUCGCUAUUACUAGUAUCUCCGAUGUGCAAAUUCAAGGUGGCAACAUCUGGCGAUACUCCGAGUACCUCAUCGCACGAUCCCUGGCGUUCGCCGACACGAAAACAGAUUAUGUUCGUGGUGGGCAAGGCAGAUUAAAGAAAUUGACCGUGGAAAAGGGUCUUCUGAGAGAAACUGAGAUCGUUCAGAAGCAGAUAAGAGCGCUGUUGAAAUGCGAUCUUUUAAGUGAUGAGCCUGAGAACGAAAUAUCCCUAACUGCAUUUCGACUCAUAACGCUGGAUUUGUUAACCUUAUACUCCGUGAUGAAUGAGGGGACGAUCAACGUGCUAGAGCAUUAUUUUGAGAUGUCGAGACCAGAUAGCGAGCGCGCUCUGCGGGUAUAUAAAUCAUUCAGCUCGCUAACCGAGGACGUCGUGAGAUUUUUACGUGUGGCAAGGCAAUAUGAGAACGCAACCCGUCUGGAAAUUCCCAACCUAAAACACGCUUCAACGGACCUUGCCAAGCUUCUGGAAGAUGACUUAAACGACCCCGAUUUUGCCGCCAGGCGUAAAGAAUACCGUGCCCAGAAGUAUGAAAAGAAAGAAGCGCAGGAAGACCAAAAGAAAGCUACUUCCAGCCAGCCAGCCAAAUCCCAGCCCAUUAAGACGAAUACACAAUCUCAACCGGCCAAAGCCCCUGCUCCGGAUCUAAUUGAUUUCUUUGAUUCUAUCGAGCAAAAUCAGCAGCCGAUGAACUACCAAUCCACACCACAGCAGUUCAAUAUGCAAAACGCACAAAUACAAGCAUUUCAAGCAACCGGUUUUCCGCAGCAGCAAAUGGGCUUCGCACCGCAGCAAACGGGGUUCCAGCAAGCUUCACCUACUGGGUUCGGAUUGCAGCAGCAGACUCCCGCAACAAGCUCGGCAGGGCAGGGUGGCAAUCCGUUCGCGCAGUUCGCAUCUCAACCCCAGCAGCAGCUACAGCCACUGCAGCCAAGUCAUACCGGUGCUGGCUUUGGAGGAUAUACUCCGCAGCCCCAGUCACAAGGCCCUGCUCAACCUCAGAUGAACAACUUUCAGCCCUCAUUAUCGAGCAUUCCUCAGAAUGGAGUACCUCCAUUUCAACAGCCCAUGCAAACGGGAUCACCACGGCCUAAUAAUCCCUUCCGACAAUCAAUGCUCAUCUCUAACAAUACUUCGAUCCCUACUUCUUCACCCUUCAACUCAAACUCUCAACCCGCUGCAGCUCCGUUAACCCGUCAACCCACGAAUCCAUUCGCUAAGCAUCGCCUUUCUCAGAUGCCCCUUGGUGCGGAGAUCACACGUCCGUCAACCUCACCCGGAAUUCCGCCUCAAGACCAGACCUAUCUACAGCCUCUACGGCCGCAGCGAACAGGAAACAAUCCCUUCGCGCGGAACACUCCGUCACCGAAUCAAAAUUUGCAAGUCCCUGCCGCUGCUCCACUCCGGCCCAACCCAACCGGGAGUACGAAUCCUUUCCGCCAGAGUGCAUUCAUUAAUCAGCAAACAGGCCAGCCCUGGCAGGUUGGUGUGCCACAAGGGACAAUGGGCGGUCUUGAGAACCUUCCAACGGUCCCUGUAUUCCCACGACCGGGACAGACAACCUAGCAUAAUCUUUUCUUCUAUUUCUUUCCCUCCUACCUUCUAAGCCGCUGAUUUGUACCGUCAGAAUUAGUCAAGAACCUAGACCUAUCAAGUCUCUGGUCCCAUUUUAUCUAUGUGCGUAUGUCCUGGGGACUAGCUUCAUUUCUAGCCUACUUUCCUGCUCGUCGGCUGUUGCUUAUACACCUCAUCUGUUCGUCUUUAUGGUGCAUUUUCUUUAUCCUUACUUCUCUCUGGUACUCGCGAGAUGGCGCUCUGCAUUCUCCUCACAUCGUGUUUUUAGUUAGCCAGCAAACUUCUUUCCCAGCGCAAGGAUAUCUUUCAGCUUGACUGGAUGAUAAGAAAUGGUGUAGCAGAUACAGCAUAUUGGAUUUCGCAUGACUACGUCAUUCAUGGUGGGUUCACUUUGGAAUAAGCGCUAGGUCAUCGUUUUAUUACCUUCCCCCCUUUUCCAGGGAAAUAAGGGAAUUUACCUGUCA